Salvia miltiorrhiza (redroot sage) is the source of this 906-nucleotide messenger RNA. RefSeq names its product GATA transcription factor 15-like. Bases 274 to 660 code for a protein of 128 amino acids. The record is from RefSeq and is a predicted model, not a curated record. Gene Ontology annotation, molecular function: zinc ion binding; sequence-specific DNA binding. The transcript has 3 exons. Gene Ontology annotation, biological process: regulation of DNA-templated transcription. Lineage: Eukaryota; Viridiplantae; Streptophyta; Magnoliopsida; Lamiales; Lamiaceae.
AUCCAUCAUUUUCUGUCAACAGAUAUAUAAAAAGAUUAGCUCAGCCCACAAAAACACACACACUACACACACUCGGCCCAUUCACACCCUAAAACCCUUCGCCAAAAAUCUCAUCCUCUUCACUAUUUUGAUUUAUUUUCACAAAUAUUUCUUUUUUAGUUUUUCAUUUUUUUUUCUGCUUCCAUGUGAUGAUCAUGCCAUUGUCUGGAUAAACCUCUUCUCAUUCUUCUCAUAUCAUUCCUCUGAUUUUUCAUCAAUCUACGCUCCGAUCACAUGGAUCUGAAAGUAGAUAAGAAAGCAGAUUUUGAGGAGAAAAAUGGCAGUAUUUGUCCAUUAAAGAGCUGCAGCGACUGUCACACUACGAGAACUCCACUUUGGCGCGGCGGUCCAGCUGGACCGAAGUCGUUAUGCAAUGCGUGCGGUAUAAAAUACAACAAGAAGAGGAGGCAGCUCCUCGGAUUGGAUUCGGGGAAGCCAAACAAGAAGAAGAAGCGAACGAGCGUUGCGCGGAGCGACGAGGUUAGAGAGAUUUUGAAAAUGCGAUUCAAGAGCGAGAUUGUGUUGCAGAGAUCGGGCAAGUUGAUGAGCAAGUUGAGAGAGGAAGAGCGAGCGGCGAUUCUGUUGAUGGCGCUCUCGUGUGGAUCAUCCGUCUACGCUUAGUGGAGUGGUACCUCCCGCUGCUCCGGCUGUACCCUGAUUUUCUGGGAAUUUGGAAUCUGAAAAAAAAAAAAAAAUUGGAGAGGUCUAACUUAAUUUGAUGUGUUUGAGGGAGAGAUUUAGGUUUUAAUUUUUACUUUUUUUUUUUUUUUAGGAUGAUUCGCUGAUGUAAUGAGUCUAAUGACUAACAAUGAUUGAUUUAGUCAUGUUUUUUCCUAGUAAUAGUAUGAUUAAUUCCUUAGAUUUUUA